AUGUCACUAGUAGAUUUGGGAAAGAAACUUUUAGAAGCUGCACGAGCAGGUCAAGAUGACGAAGUUCGUAUUUUGAUGGCAAAUGGAGCACCUUUUACCACAGACUGGUUGGGAACAUCUCCACUUCAUCUAGCGGCACAGUAUGGACACUACUCAACAACAGAAGUGUUGCUGCGAGCAGGUGUAAGUCGGGAUGCCAGAACCAAAGUGGACAGGACUCCGUUACAUAUGGCAGCAUCAGAAGGCCAUGCCAGCAUAGUAGAAGUCUUACUUAAGCACGGUGCUGAUGUCAACGCGAAGGACAUGCUCAAAAUGACUGCACUUCACUGGGCUACUGAACAUAACCACCAAGAAGUUGUAGAACUGUUAAUAAAGUAUGGAGCAGAUGUUCAUGCUCAGAGUAAAUUUUGCAAAACGGCAUUAGAUAUUGCAGUAGACAACGGAAAUGAGGACCUUGCAGAAAUAUUACAGAUUGCAAUGCAGAACCAAAUCAAUACGAAUCCAGAGAGUCCGGACACUGUGACAAUACAUGCAGCGACACCGCAGUUCAUCAUUGGACCUGGAGGGGUGGUGAACCUAACAGAUGAAACAGGAGUGUCUGCUGUACAGUUUGGGAAUUCAUCAACGUCAGUAUUAGCCACGUUGGCAGCUUUAGCAGAAGCAUCAGCUCCACUGUCUAAUUCUUCGGAAACACCAGGUUAG
Mesitornis unicolor (brown roatelo) is the source of this 702-nucleotide messenger RNA. Its product is annotated as GA-binding protein subunit beta-1. NCBI's taxonomy places the organism in Eukaryota, Metazoa, Chordata, Aves, Mesitornithiformes, Mesitornithidae. The record is from RefSeq and is a predicted model, not a curated record. Gene Ontology annotation, molecular function: transcription cis-regulatory region binding; protein binding. The transcript has 5 exons. Gene Ontology annotation, biological process: positive regulation of transcription by RNA polymerase II. Gene Ontology annotation, cellular component: nucleus. The coding region runs from base 1 to 702 and encodes 233 amino acids.